Triticum turgidum subsp. durum (durum wheat) is the source of this 1446-nucleotide messenger RNA. NCBI's taxonomy places the organism in Eukaryota, Viridiplantae, Streptophyta, Magnoliopsida, Poales, Poaceae. The record is from the annotation of a GenBank genome assembly.
AUGCGGCGCGGGCGCGGGCGCGGCGGUGGCGGCGGCGGCGGGCGGCACCCGAAGGCGCCCCCCUCCUCGGCGGCGGUAGACCGCACCCCGAUGUCGGACGCCUUCAGCAUCCAGAGGAACCUCGACCACGCCUUCUCCCGCCGCGACUCCGACGCCUACAGCAUCUGCAGCAGCCGCCCCUCCUCCAUCGGCACGGCUCAGGCGGCCUCCCACGCCGGGGGCCCCAUCACCAGCCUCUCCGACCGCGGCUCGCAGGUCGCCGCCCUCCGCGCCGUCAACACCUACCUCGCGCCCGCCGCCAUCCACCUCCGCCCGUCCCUCCCGCCCGCCAAGGACAUCGUCGCCGCCUUCCACCACCUCGCCGACCGCCUCCGCUACCCCCUCAAGCCCGCCGCCUGGGAGGACGACCUCCUCGCGCUCCUCCGCUCCCUCUGCUGCCCCUACAAGCUCACCAGAUCCGCCCUCAAGGCCCCCGGCACCCCGCACUCCUGGCCGCCGCUCCUCUCCGUCCUCUACUGGCUCACCCUUCUCUGCCGCUUCACCGACGGCCUCGACGCCUCCCCUCCCGCCUCCGCCUCCAAUGACCUCAUGACCUACAUCACCGAGAGCUACCACCUGUUCCUCACCGGCGAGGAUGACGCCGUCGCCUCCCUCGACGACGAGUACCACACCAAGGCCCGCACCCAAAUCGGUGAGUGGGUAGCGGCCAUCCAGGAGCUGGAGAAGGAGCUUCAGGAUCUCGAGGCCAAGCGGAGCAAGCAAAUGUCGGCGCCCUCUCGCCUCAAGGCGCUGGAGGAUAAGAAGGAUGCAUUUACUGCAGACGUUCAGAAGUUCGAGGCCGUGGUGAAGAGCUGGUCCACCAAGAUCAAGGAGAAGGAAGAGGCAUUGGUGGAGGUGGAGAAGGAGCUGGAGGCCAAGGUGAUGAAUUGCCAGCAGACCAUGGCCGAGAAUGGGGAGCUGGUGAAACAGGUCGAGACGCAGGUGGUCAAUGUGAGGGAUGUCGAUAGGAUGGCUAGGGAGAUGCAAGCUGUGGAGAAUGAUAUUGCAAAGCUGGAGAAUGCGAAUGCCGUGCUGGAGGAGAAGGGGUGGGAACUCGAAGCUGCACUGGUCAGUAAACUCGAGGAGAUCGAGGGCCUUGCGGAGCUGUGCAACCAGUCCCUCAGGAAGUUGAAACCCAGUAUUGAUUUCCAGUACGAGGUAAAUGCAAAAGGAUCCUCCCCGGCUGAGAUCCUUGGUACCACCUACAAAACCACCCUGAAGCCCGCGCUCAAUGCUCUUGCCAAUGAAACUAAAAGGCUAAUUAUCUCAAAGCACGACGAGUCAAUUGAUCUACAAAAGCAGCUGCAAGGAAUUGUUAAAAUGCUGGAGGAGAAAAGGAGUCAUGUUUCUGUUCUACAGGCUAAAAAUAAUGAGAUGCAGUGUUUGAUCGAGGAGGUCUCGAUAUGA